Molecule: messenger RNA, 1751 nt
Organism: Corticium candelabrum
Lineage: Eukaryota; Metazoa; Porifera; Homoscleromorpha; Homosclerophorida; Plakinidae
Product: serine hydroxymethyltransferase, mitochondrial-like
Exons: 12
Coding region: 134-1600 (488 amino acids)
Biological process (GO): tetrahydrofolate interconversion; L-serine catabolic process; folic acid metabolic process
Cellular component (GO): cytoplasm
Molecular function (GO): pyridoxal phosphate binding; zinc ion binding; serine binding
Source: RefSeq, a predicted model, not a curated record
AACGUGUGCGUUCAGAAAAACCUUACGUUGAGUGCUUUAAACGUAUUUAUAAUGAAGCGAAACCCACCGCGCGAAAAAUAUCUCAGAAAUCAAGAAGUCAGCGGGAUUAUGUUAGCGCGCGUUAGGUGUGAGCAUGUUGUCGACGUUUCGCGUUCUGAGGCGCGUAUCUGUUCGACUAGCGCUGACACCGCGCUAUGAAUCAGUCAGUCAGUGGAGCGGUCGAGAGCCAGUCAGUCAAGAUGAUCCGGUGGUGUACGCGCUCAUGCAGAAAGAGAAAGACAGACAAGUAGCGGGACUAGAGCUAGUCGCAUCAGAGAACUUUGCAAGUCGUGCUGCCCUCGAGCCGAUGGCGUCUUGUUUCAACAACAAAUACUCUGAAGGUUACCCAGGACAACGAUACUAUGGUGGGAAUGAGGUUGUUGACGAGUUGGAAAAACUUUGUCAAAAGAGGGCACUAGAAGCCUUUCGUCUCAACCCUGAAAAAUGGGGAGUAAACGUUCAGCCAUAUUCUGGGUCUCCUGCUAACUUUGCUGUUUACACAGCAUUGUUACAGCCACAUGAUCGAAUCAUGGGACUCGAUCUACCGGAUGGUGGACACUUGACUCAUGGCUUUAUGACUGACAUGCGAAGAGUGUCAGCAACGUCGAUCUACUUUGAGUCAAUGCCAUACAGGAUUAAUUCAGAAACUGGCAUUAUUGACUACGACAAACUACACGAGACGGCCCGUCUGUUUCGUCCAAAAUUGAUCAUUGCAGGCACAAGUGCUUAUGCUCGACUCAUCGACUACAAACGCAUGCGAGACACUUGUGAUGAAGUGAAGGCAUAUCUAAUGGCUGAUAUGGCACACAUUGCAGGCCUAGUGGCUGCUAAUGUCAUUCCCAGUCCAUUUGAUUAUGCUGAUGUCGUUACAACAACAACACAUAAAACACUGAGAGGACCACGUAGUGCAAUGAUCUUCUAUAGAAUAGGAAUUAAAGGACACGACAAGAAAGGCAACGAAGUGAAGUAUAACUUGGAGCGUCCCAUUAACAGUGCCGUCUUUCCUGGUCUACAAGGAGGUCCUCACAACCACACAAUAGCCGGUGUAGCAGUUGCUCUAAGACAGGCAGCUACUCCAAUGUUUCGUGAGUAUCAACAGCAGGUGUUGGCAAACGCAAACGUGAUGGCAAAGUGUCUAUUGGACAAAGGGUAUGCUGUUGUGUCGGGUGGAACGGAGACUCAUUUGGUGUUACUGGAUCUCAGGCCAAAGGGUAUUGAUGGAGCUCGUAUUGACUUUGUAAUGGAACAAUGCAACAUCACAGCAAACAAAAAUACUUGUCCUGGUGACAAGAGUGCCGUCACUCCAGGUGGGUUGAGACUUGGUGCUCCUGCCCUCACUACUCGCGGUUUCAAAGAAUCCGAUUUUGAGAAGGUUGUAGAGUUUAUUGAUUUGGCUGUGAAGAUUGGUCUAGAAGCCUACAAAACAGCAGGUGCAACUGUCAAAGAAUUCAAAGAUUUUGUAAAGACGGAUGGUUCAACACAAGAGAAGAUACAAUCUUUGAAGUCUGAUGUGGAAAAGUUCUCUCGAACAUUUCCAAUGCCCGGUUUAGAUGAUCGAUAAAAUGGAAAUGUGUCAAUGAUGGACUAGAAAUGUGACCAUGUACACAGCAAACAUUGAUUUGUUGCUAGGCCUGAUUGCAGUGUUUAAUAUUUAUCAUUUGUGUUCUUAUAUACCUUUCCCUGGGUGUAUGCAGAUGAGACUGGUGACAUGA